AGAAAAUUUCCUUCCUUAUAUAUAGCAGUAGUAAUAAAUGUCGAUAUAUCCAUAUACAAAUUACAGGCAACGCAUUACAAAAACAGAAGCAAGCUCUCUUCAUUCCUUCAAUCAAAUUUGGAAAUUCAAUGUACUAAAGAUGAAGAAAAUAUCAGCAAAAGUAGACAAGUUGGUAGAGAUUACAAAAUUGAUUAACGAUUUCAUUGAUCAAAAGAUUGAUAGAGAAAGUACCAGAGCAAAACUGGAGGAGAUUUCUAAAGAUCAUACAGAUUUAAUUUCGAGAUUCAACCCCUUGAUGCUAAACGAAUCUAAUCAAAUUACUUACGACGAUAUUAUUGUCAAAGUUCAUCAACUAGGUUCCAAGAUUCAACUUCUUUGGGACAAUUUGGUGAAGAAGAACAUGCGACCAAGUAUUACCGUAUAAGUAAUUAGGAUUCUUAUAGUAUAUUUUUCGUCUUUGUAUAGGGUUUUUUUAUGCUUACAAAAAAUAAAGGG
Messenger RNA from Cicer arietinum (chickpea), 495 nucleotides. NCBI's taxonomy places the organism in Eukaryota, Viridiplantae, Streptophyta, Magnoliopsida, Fabales, Fabaceae. The record is from RefSeq and is a predicted model, not a curated record.